GCGUAGGUGGUGCACCGCUUGCACCGGGUUCUGUUCCCAUACGGAACGGAACUAAACUAGGAAAUUUAACCCCUUGCAUACGACAAAACAUCUUCUCCUCUUCUUUUGUCAUGUCGACUGUUUUGAAGCCUCUGUCUCUACUACUGCUGCGAACCAGCGCUUUACGCACCCCCAACUGGAUCAGACCUAUUACCCAGAGCGUGGGAACCGAGCCAAGUUGGUGUCGGCGGCGCCAUUCAGCAAUCAGACGAAUCAACAGCGGCAGUAACACCACUGUGCUACUCCAGGAACAUGCCAGCGGAGACGAAGACUCAGCCGGGGAGCUAAACCUCAGUGAUAGCUGUGUUAAGCAACUGCAGAAGGUGACGGAGGAGGAGCCGGGGUUGGUGCUGAGGGUAAUGGUGGACGGAGGAGGCUGCUCUGGCUUCCAGUACAAGAUCGACUUUGACACAAAGAUCAGCUCCGAUGACAAGGUGUUUGAGAGAGGAGGUGUUCGUGUAGUCGUUGACGAGCUCUCCCUGGGACUGCUGGGAGGGUGUAUUGUCGACUACCACACUGAGCUCAUUAGGUCAGGGUUCAUGAUCACCGGGAACCCGCACGCCGAGACCAACUGCUCUUGUGGCGUGUCCUUUGCUCCCAAGUGACCCCUCCCUCCAGCCUUGACUAUAAAUUAUGUGUGUGUGUCUGUGAUGUGCAGUCAAAUACUUGAGCGAUGUUAUACUAUUUGUGUCAGUCAUCAGUCAUAGUAAUACAGUAUGUACUAUCAUCACAAUGUUUUACACAAUUAGUCCACUGUACAAUGUUUAUGAACAUGACAGGAAAAACGGUAG
Geodia barretti is the source of this 830-nucleotide messenger RNA. NCBI's taxonomy places the organism in Eukaryota, Metazoa, Porifera, Demospongiae, Tetractinellida, Geodiidae. The record is from the annotation of a GenBank genome assembly.